AUGGGGGCCACAAAUACUAAGAAGGCUGGGCUGACUUCCUACCAGCUCAAGGAUGUUGCACAUUUCUGGUACAAGAUGUGGCAGGAUAGCCGAGCUUUAGGCGGAGGUCCGAUCACAUGGAAGCUGUUUAAGACAGCUUUUCUAGAAAUUUUCUUCCCUAGAGAAAUGAGAGAGGCUAAGGUUGAUGAUUUCAUCAACCUUAAGCAGGGCUUGAUGAAUGUCAGCGAGUAUUCCCUGAAAUUCGUUAAAUUGUCCAGAAAUUACAUUUCUCUUGUGUCUAACUACAGGGAUGAGAUGAGCAGGUUCCUUACAGGGAUGUCAGAGGAAUUGGAGGAGGAUUGUCGCGCUACAAUGCUCCAGGAUAGCAUAAACUUGUCCAGGCUUAUGGCACAUGUCCAGCAGGUUGAGGGAAGUCGGAAAAAGAGGAAAGUUCGUGAGGGGCAUCAGAGUUUGGGGAACUCUAACUCUCAGAGGAGUGCAACACCUAGAGGAGACAAACUAGAGCUAAAGAAGGGCAAUGGAGGUGAUGUGCAACGUCCCAGAAAGGAAUGUGGCAAGUGUGACCUUAUUCACAGUGGAGAGUGCAGACUAGGCACAAAUGCCUGCUUUGGUUGCGGAAAGAGCGAACAUGGUCAGGGACUGCCCCAAGAAUAG
Molecule: messenger RNA, 654 nt
Organism: Solanum lycopersicum (tomato)
Lineage: Eukaryota; Viridiplantae; Streptophyta; Magnoliopsida; Solanales; Solanaceae
Source: RefSeq, a predicted model, not a curated record